Messenger RNA from Limulus polyphemus (Atlantic horseshoe crab), 3400 nucleotides. RefSeq lists its product as uncharacterized. The transcript is spliced from 3 exons. The record is from RefSeq and is a predicted model, not a curated record. Bases 504 to 1157 code for a protein of 217 amino acids. Gene Ontology annotation, biological process: septate junction assembly; regulation of tube size, open tracheal system. Lineage: Eukaryota; Metazoa; Arthropoda; Merostomata; Xiphosura; Limulidae. Gene Ontology annotation, cellular component: membrane; septate junction.
AGCAGCUUUCACGGGUAGUACAUGGCGGCUCGAGCAGGAUGGUCUCGUUUUGUGUUUCUUUAGGCUAGAGAAUUCUUCAAUUUUCGUUUUUUAUCAAAAUAACUAAUUAGUAAAUGCAGUAUAUGACCACGAACGUGUAACAGGUAAAUAGAGAGACAUAACCAUUGGCGGUGUGCAUGAUAAAACUGUACAAAGAACUAAGUGUUAACCGUUUGACCGUUAUAAAAUAAUUCAAAACAAUAAGGCUUAGGUCUGCAAACAAUUCAACGUCGCUGAAUUUGUUGCUCGGGGUUAAGAUAAUUACAUAUUCCAAUUUGCUGGACUGGUAGAUGGAUACUGUUUCAAUACGAUUAGUCCUACACGUAUAUAUUAUAAAAAUAUGCAAUACAAGUUUAGCAGUUUGAAGCUGGCGAUAGUUGAGAGUUGUUAAAAAUAUGCCCUGUUUUGUUUUGUUUUUUUUUCUUUCUUCUAGUUGAACAAAGCUGUUAAUACUUUCUAACAGAAUGUCAAAGCUUCAGCUUGCUGGUAGCAUCGCGACAUUUGCGGCGGCUAUAUUCGUCAUUAUCGCUUUUUCCACACCUUACUGGCUAGUGUCGGACGGUAAACAGCCAGGCGAAAAAAAAUUCGAGAGGCUGGGUUUGUGGGAAGCUUGUUUGGAUAAGUUUCACGAUGUCAACUACCGCUAUGACAUUGAGUUCAGCGGCUGUCGGUGGAUCUUUGAUGAAGAAUAUAACAUCAUUAUCAAAAUCUUAGAACCAGCCUUUUUCGUGGUAGUGCAGGUGUUCUUUACCUUGGGGUUCGUAGGACUGCUCUUGGGAUGCAUGAUGCUAGUAGCUGCUUUGUUUUGUGUGCCCCACGAAAAGGAAACAUUUGUAAUAAAGAUACUCAGUAUAGUACUGUUCAUAUCAAGUGCAUUCUGUACUAUUGCUGUCAUCACGUUCGGAGCACGUGGAGAUGGUCGUGAUUGGAUGCCAGAUCCUGACCAUAACUUUUUGUCCUGGUCAUUCGCUCUGGGAGUGCUAGGCACUCUUCUGGACUACUUGGCAGCAAUACUGUUUUUCGUGGACAGCAGGGUAGGAGAGAAGCGGCUCGAGAAACAAGUCAAACAGGAAUAUCGUAUGGAAGAAACAAAGAACAAAGUGACCACGGUCAUUUAAACUUAACAGUGGCUGAAAAUGGCACACCACCUCCAGGUGGAAAAAGACUGCUUUCAAAACUUAAGUGAUUCAUUAGACUUAACUGAAUAGAAGAUGCAAGCGUCGUGUCUAUGAGCUUAAGCCUCACAUGUGACAGUUAGCAUUGAUAUCGUUUGAAAGUAACUGUUAUUAGAUUUUAAAUACGAUAUGCAAUUUGAACACAAACGUGAAAUAAACGUCAUCGUGAACAUCGCAUUUAAACGAAACAACAUGGAAAUCACCAUGGAAACCUUACCAAAGGGUAAGAGCUUUGAACGGGAACGGCAUUUACCAGUCCAUAUAUGUGUAUAAAUGACGUGCACUGAAUGAAAACCCGUAAAUAAACAAAACAAAAAAAAAGUCACCGGUGCUAACACUAGAAGAAGAAGAAGCAUUAUCCCAUGUAAACUUUAGCCAUUGUUUAUAAAAUGUGUUGUUGUUUGUUUUUAAAACGAGUCGAAUAACUAGGUGAUGUCAGCACACAAAGUAAUAAUAGCAAGAGUACUUAAUUAUAGACCGACUGUCCUAUCAAGAUACUACUGUUUGAGGUAAAAUUCGGCUCUCUCAUGCGACACGUUUUUACCUCUUGAUUUAUCAAACCUACAAAAUAAAUGUGUAAAAGGUUAAACAAAUUUUUCUAUAUUGUAAAUGGAGCAACGUAUACAGGUUCGAAAUAAGCAAGAUCGUUCUACUAAUUAUUCCUGGUCUGAGUUUGAUUAUGUCAUCCAGUUAAGUACUUUGUAUGGAGUAUGUGACUGUAUAGAUAUCCCUGCUGGAAGCUUUCGUAUCGGUGACAAAAGUCACUGAAAAAUAACACGAACUGGGUAUUUGGUUAUGCUCUUUCAAACAGCAUGCAUUCACCACCAACCACAAUUUUCCCACCAGUUACAAAAAAUGUAAACUACAAUUGUACGUCACAGAGUAAUAACUUUUUUCUGAUCAUGAAGAAAGUAGUUUCUGUUUGCCAAAAAAGGCAUGUGAAAAUGGUACAGGCAAUAGUACAAAAAAAAAAAGGGUGUAAGACGCGGAAGGUAUUAAGAAUAUUAAUAAAACACGUGUGGUCCCUCCUAGUGGCUCAGCGGUAAGUUUACGGACUUACAAUGGUAAAAUCCGGUAUUCAAUUUCUCUUUGCAGACAAAACACAGAUAGCCUAUGGUGUAGCUUUGCGCUAAAAAUAAAAACAAAGAGAGAGAGAGAGGGUGAUUUAAACCCUCUCGGGGGAGGGAGCGUAGCCCCACACUUUGGGAAACGCUGUUUCUUUUACUAUAUUUUUGUUCUGUUUUAUUCUAGGCCUGGUGGUUAGGGCGCUUGACUAGCAAUCUGAGAGUCAAAGGUUCGAAACCCUGUCUCAUCAAACAUACUUGCCCUUUCAGCCGUGGGGGUGGUAUAAUGUGUCGGUCAAUCCCACUGUUCGUUGGUAAAAGAGUUGGCGGUGGGUGGUGUUAACUAGCUGUUUAUCACUGCUAAAUUAGGGACGGCUAGCGCAGAUAGCCCUCGUGUUGCUUUGCGCGAAAUUUAAAACAACUCAAAACUGUUUUCUUCUAUUUAUUAUGUUUCUUUUAUUAACUUAAUUAUUACGUCAUGCCACAUUAACGUAACGAUAUUUGGUUUCAAAUAGUAUGUUUUUUUAUAUACAAGCACCAUGUUUUUUGUUUUUUUCAGUUACAUUACUAUAUAUAACUUGUACUUUACUUAAACGCUUAUUACGCCUGACGAAGGACAUGUGUUCGAAAUUAAUUUUCAUUUAGAUGUAUGUUGUUAACCUUUUUCAAUAACUGAUUGUUUGUUCUUUAGCGCAAACCUAAACAAUGGUCUAGCAGUCGCUUUAUCCACCACGGGGAAUCGAACCCUGUAUUUUAGCGUUUUAAGUUCGUAAACUUACUGCUGAUCACCGGGGCUCCUAUAAGGAGCUUUAGAAGAAACAAACUCAAUAAAUACAAGACAUACUUCUGGUUUGGUUUACAUGAUUUUUUUUUUCAAGUUAUUUGCUUUGUCAUUCAUUGUAUUUGCAUUGUUUUUCUUUCGUACUAGUUUACUCUGAAUACUUAUACAUUCCACAGUGUAGGUGUUUGUCUUUUUAUUUCUCGUUUAUUUAAUUUAUGUGGUUAAUUAGUCUUAACAUUAAAUAUAAUAAUCACACAAUUUUAAUAUUUAUGAGAAAUUACAGAUUUAAACUUAUAAAGUUGUAGGAAGUAAAGGCUUAACAAAAGACAUUAUUAACGUGU